AUGGCGGCGGGGGGGGCGGCGGCGGCGGCGGGCCUGCGGGAGGAGCAGCGUUACGGGCUGUCGUGCGGGCGGCUGGGACAGGACCACAUCACCGUACUGCAUGUGAAGCUCACCGAGACGGCGAUCCGCGCGCUCGAGACCUACCAGAGUCACAAGAAUUUAAUUCCUUUUCGACCUUCAAUUCAAUUCCAAGGGCUCCAAGGGCUUGUCAAAAUCCCUAAAAAUGAUCCCCUCAACGAAGUGCAUACCUUUAACUUCUAUUUGUCAAAUGUGGGUAAAGACAACCCUCAGGGCAGCUUUGACUGCAUCCAGCAAACUUUCUCCAGCUCUGGAGCCUCCCAGCUCAAUUGCCUGGGAUUUAUACAAGAUAAAAUUACAGUGUGUGCAACAAAUGACUCGUAUCAGAUGACCCGAGAAAGAAUGACCCAGGCAGAGGAGGAGUCCCGCAACCGAAGCACAAAAGUUAUCAAACCCGGUGGACCGUAUGUAGGAAAAAGAGUGCAAAUUCGGAAAGCUCCUCAAGCUGUUUCAGAUGCAGUGCCUGAGAGGAAAAGGUCAACACCCAUGAACCCUGCAAAUACGAUUCGCAAGACACACAGCAGCAACAGUGUCUCUCAACGGCCGUAUCGGGACAGGGUGAUUCACUUGCUGGCACUGAAGGCCUAUAAGAAACCUGAGCUGCUGGCCCGACUGCAGAAAGACGGUGUCAAUCAGAAAGACAAGAACUCCCUUGGAGCCGUUCUGCAGCAGGUAGCCAAUCUGAAUCCUAAGGACCUCUCAUACACCUUAAAGGAUUAUGUUUUUAAAGAGCUUCAAAGAGACUGGCCUGGAUACAAUGAAAUAGACAGACGGUCAUUAGAGUCAGUGCUCUCAAGAAAAUUAAACCCAUCUCAGAAUGCUGCCAGCACCAGCCGUUCAGAAUCUCCUGUAUGUUCUAGUAGAGACACUGCAUCUUCUCCUCAGAAACGGCUUUUGGAUUCAGAUUUCAUUGAUCCUUUAAUGAAUAAAAAGGCUCGAAUAUCUCACCUGACAAAUAGAGUGCCGCCAACAUUAAAUGGCCAUUUGAAUCCCACCAGUGAAAAAUCUGCUGCAGGCCUCCCGCCGCCCCCUGCAGCCGCUGCCAUCCCUACUCCUCCACCACUGCCUUCAACCCACCUGCCUGUCUCCAACCCGCCUCAGACUGUAAAUUCUAACUCCAAUUCCCCUAGCACUCCAGAAGGCCGGGGAACUCAAGACCUACCUGUUGACAGUUUUAGUCAAGAUGGUAGUAUCUAUGAGGACCAGCAAGACAAAUAUACCUCUAGGACUUCUCUGGAAACCUUACCCCCUGGUUCAGUUCUACUAAAGUGUCCAAAGCCUAUGGAAGAAAACCAUUCGUCUCACAAAAAGUCCAAGAAGAAGUCUAAAAAACACAAGGAAAAGGACCAAAUAAAAAAUCACGAAGUUGAGAUGAUUGAGGAAAAGGAAGAGGACCUUAAGAGAGAAGAGGAAAUUGCCAAGCUGAAUGACUCCAAUCCGGAUUCCAAUGAAGGAGUUAAAGAGGAUUGCACUGCCUCCACGGAGCCUUCUUCAACAAUUGAACUCCCAGAUUAUUUGAUAAAAUAUAUUGCCAUCGUCUCCUACGAGCAACGCCAGAAUUACAAGGAUGACUUCAAUGCUGAGUAUGAUGAAUAUAGGGCCUUGCAUGCCAGGAUGGAGACUGUGGCUAGACGAUUUAUCAAACUGGAUGCACAGCGAAAGCGCCUUUCUCCAGGCUCAAAAGAGUAUCAGAAUGUUCAUGAAGAAGUCUUACAAGAAUAUCAGAAGAUAAAGCAGUCUAGUCCCAAUUACCAUGAAGAAAAAUACAGAUGCGAGUAUCUUCAUAACAAGCUAGCUCACAUCAAGAGACUAAUAGGUGAAUUUGACCAACAGCAAGCAGAGUCAUGGCACUAG
This is a messenger RNA of Rangifer tarandus platyrhynchus (Svalbard reindeer), 1932 nucleotides long. NCBI's taxonomy places the organism in Eukaryota, Metazoa, Chordata, Mammalia, Artiodactyla, Cervidae. The record is from the annotation of a GenBank genome assembly.